Nanorana parkeri is the source of this 364-nucleotide messenger RNA. RefSeq names its product G-protein-signaling modulator 1-like. The coding region runs from base 2 to 364 and encodes 120 amino acids. The record is from RefSeq and is a predicted model, not a curated record. Gene Ontology annotation, molecular function: protein binding. Lineage: Eukaryota; Metazoa; Chordata; Amphibia; Anura; Dicroglossidae. The transcript has 3 exons.
GAUGGAGGCCUCCUGCUUGGAGCUAGCACUAGAGGGUGAGCGCUUGUGCAAGGCCGGAGAUUUCAAAGCUGGAGCCGCUUUCUUUGAAGCAGCUGUCCAGGUUGGGACUGAAGAUCUAAAGACACUUAGUGCCAUCUACAGUCAGCUGGGGAAUGCAUACUUCUACCUGAAGGAGUACUCUAAAGCUCUUGAGUAUCAUAAACAUGACUUGACCCUGGCCAGGUCCAUCGGCGAUCGUAUUGGAGAAGCCAAAGCCAGCGGGAACCUGGGCAAUACCCUUAAGGUCCUUGGACAGUAUGAUGAGGCCAUCGCCUUUGUGUCUAUGUGCCACCUCAGCAUGGACAAGUUGAAGAGGCUUGAUUGA